Halichondria panicea is the source of this 1127-nucleotide messenger RNA. RefSeq lists its product as uncharacterized. The coding region runs from base 120 to 1127 and encodes 335 amino acids. The transcript has 5 exons. Lineage: Eukaryota; Metazoa; Porifera; Demospongiae; Suberitida; Halichondriidae. The record is from RefSeq and is a predicted model, not a curated record.
CCUGCAUGGUAAAUCUAAGAGAGAAGUCUAUCAUGUCUUUGCUGUCAAUAGUAGCUGCUAUCUAGCGUCAGUGUGCCUCAGACAAGCAAGAAACAAGUGCAAGUUGACCUCUGGCAAGCAUGGAGCACUCAUUACCAGAAUUCACAGAGCAAAACAAUGCCAUUGGCUACCUGAAAGCAGGCGACAUAUUUACUCCCCUGACAAACUUCACUUUCAAGUUUGUUUGCAGAGUUUCGUCACCUUUUGAAAGUGAUGACAACACAGAUUACAGUGGCUUCAUUGUGGAGGUGAAGGCCUCUGGAACAGACGACAAGGGGGUUUGUUUUCUUCCCUGGCAUAAAACCCACCAAAAAGGCUUUAACAUUGCUAAAGAGUUGGGCAGUGCUGUUCCCGAGAAAUUGUUAAUGUCUAAGCUUAAAAGCAGUCAGCUCACUGACAUCUUCUGGAACAAGCUUGUGGACUUCGAAAAUGACCCUGACUAUUCUCGAAGAAUCAGAAAAGCAAUUGUUGCACUAGGAAGGCAGCCUGAUAGUGAGAUUAUUGUUCUCAGUCCUUAUGUCCAUGUGAAAGAGGACGGUGAGAUCAUACCACUUCGAGAAUGCACUUACGUAUGGGUCGAGAGUGUAAUCAAGAAAGAAGGAGUAGUUCCAAGCGGGGUACAGUUUUACAAGACACCCCCUACCAUCCCUACUCCUGAUAGGCCAUUGGAUGUACUGUUAUGUGGCCUGCGUGAGCUGACUCAGAGCAAUUUCUACUCUGCUGUCUUUGUGUUAGGCUCUGUGGCUUCCUCGUUGUUUUAUGAGAAGCUACAAGCAACUUACGGGAGUUUUGGUGUCACAAUGGUUGUGGGAGAAGUAAACCGUGGUAAAACCAAGAGUGUGGAGCUCUGUCUAGCUGCACUAGGAGUCAGACAUGCUCGUUUUUCUUCCAUCAGUGAUGCUCUCUUACGGAAGUUGCUUCAUGGUGGUAUGCCGUGGUGUUUUGACGACCCUGACACGGCAGAGCAAGUUAUGAAGAUCCUGCUGACAGUCUUCGGUGGUAAUACAACUGGUAAUGCACUGUCAAGUGGCUCUUGUCGUGUGUCUCCUCUAGUAACAGCCAAUGUGCACAUUUUGGAUGCUCUAUAG